This is a messenger RNA of Olea europaea var. sylvestris, 3146 nucleotides long. Its product is annotated as phospholipase D alpha 1-like. The record is from RefSeq and is a predicted model, not a curated record. Gene Ontology annotation, molecular function: D-type glycerophospholipase activity; calcium ion binding. Lineage: Eukaryota; Viridiplantae; Streptophyta; Magnoliopsida; Lamiales; Oleaceae. Gene Ontology annotation, biological process: phosphatidylcholine metabolic process; phospholipid catabolic process. The coding region runs from base 491 to 2950 and encodes 819 amino acids. Gene Ontology annotation, cellular component: plasma membrane. The transcript has 4 exons.
UCUGAAAAAAUUGGGUGUAGAUACAAAUGAUUGAAAUAACUGUUCAUCUUCAGUUCAAAUCUAUAAAUCUGGAGAACAUUAUUCAAUACUUUCUGAAAAGAAUAUUUGUAAUGAGACAUGAUGAUUUUACAAAAACCCACGUUCCAAGAUGCUAUCUUUACUUGUAAAUAGCAUUCACCUGUUUCCUUUCAAGCUAGUUUAGCCAUCUACCAAUCCUCCAUUUCUUCCAUUCUCAUUUUCCUCAGAUUUCUUUCUUGCUAAUUUUUUAAAAGUAAAAAGGCAAAGAAGUUACUUGCAGCCUGCCAGAGAGUUCCUCUAAUCUCAUGCAUCGAACGGAAACAUGAUCAAAGCAAAAGAUAUUUCUUUCUUGAAAGAAACACAGUAUUUAGAUUCUCUUCUCUGCGGGGCUACAUAAAUUUCAGGAGCCAAAUUCUUGUACGUGAAAAUUUUCUUCCAUUCUCAAGCUCAUUCAGGUAAAACUAACAUAGCUAUGCGUCUUCUUCAUGGGACACUUCAUGCAACAAUAUGCGAAGCUGAUAGAUUACAGGGUGGAUUCGGGUUUGAUUUAUGUGGCAAGACUUCCAAUUCACAAAAGAUGACCAAAAGAUUCUUUUACAACGUCAAGAGAUAUGUACUAUGCCGUCCUGAGGUUGUUGGUUCCAGAAUUUAUGCCACCAUAGAUUUGCAAAGGGCCAGAGUCGGGAGGACUAAAAUGAUAGAGAAUGAACUUUCUAAUCCACGCUGGUACGAGGAUUUUCACAUUUACUGUGCUCAUAUGGUUUCUGAAAUUAUUUUUACCGUGAAAGAUGGUAAUCCUAUUGGAGCAACAUUAAUUGGAAGAGCUUAUCUACCUGUGGAGGAAAUCAUAAAUCGAAAUAUGGUGGAUAGAUGGCUUGAUAUACUGGAUGAAGAUAUGAAUCCCAUCCACGGAGGCUCAAAGAUACAUGUAAAAUUGCAAUUUUUCCAGGUUACUAGAGAAAGUAACUGGUCUCGAGGUAUCGGAACUCCUGGAUUUCAAGGUGUCCCUUUCACAUUCUUCCGUCAGAGACAGGGCUGUCAAAUUUCCCUCUACCGAGAUGCUCAUGUCCCAGAUAAUAUCCCCACAGGAUAUCUUAGGCGCUGGGGAGUUUAUGAGACUCAAAGAUGCUGGGAGGACAUUUUCGAUGCAAUUAACGAUGCUCAACAUUUGAUUUACAUAACAGGUUGGUCAGUAUACACUGAAAUCACUUUAAUAAGGGACCCAAUGAGGCAAAAGCCAGGAAACGAUAUACUUCUGGGUGAGCUGUUGAAAAAGAAGGCGGACCAAGGUGUGAACGUUCUCGUGCUUGUCUGGGAUGACAGAACUUCGGUACCACAACUGAAGAGGGAUGGUCUAAUGGCAACCCAUGAUCAAGAAACAAAAGAUUACUUUCAGAACACAAAUGUGCAUUGUGUUUUGUGUCCUCGAAACCCCGAUGCAGGUGAUAGCAUAUUCCAAGGAAUUCAGGUUUCAACCAUGUUUACUCACCACCAAAAGACAGUUGUAGUAGACAGUGAAUUCCUGGGAGAUGGGUCUCAAAAAAGAAGGCUAGUUAGUUUUGUCGGUGGCAUCGAUCUAUGUGAUGGAAGGUAUGAUACUAAAGAUCAUUCCCUAUUUAGGACAUUGGGCACAGUUCAUAAUAAAGAUUUCCACCAGCCCAAUUUUCCAGGAUCCUCCAUUGCAAAAGGUGGUCCUCGGGAACCCUGGCACGACAUUCAUUGUCGGCUUGAAGGGCCUGUAGCUUGGGAUGUCUUGUACAACUUCGAACAGAGAUGGAGGAAACAAGUAGGGAGUCAGUAUCUCUAUUCCACUGAUGAUCUCGAUAGGUUUAUUGUUCACCCGACACCUGUUAACUCAUUAGAAGACCCUGAAACAUGGAAUGUGCAAAUAUUCCGUUCAAUUGAUGGUGCUGCUGCUUCUGACUUUCCAACUAAACCCGAGGAAGCAGCACAAAUAGGCCUUGUCAGUGGAAAGGACAACAUCAUAGAUCGCAGCAUUCAAGAUGCCUACAUCAAUGCAAUUCGAAGGGCCAAGAAUUUUAUAUACAUAGAAAAUCAGUAUUUUAUUGGGAGCUCAUAUGGUUGGAAACCAUCAAAGGAAGUAACAAUUGAGGAUAUUAACGCCUUGCACCUUAUACCAAAGGAGCUCUCACUGAAGAUUGUAAGUAAGAUUGAAGCAAGGGAGAAAUUUAUCGUCUACAUUGUCAUUCCUAUGUGGCCAGAAGGUAUACCAGAUAGUGCCUCGGUUCAGGCAAUUCUUGAUUGGCAAAAGAGGACAAUAGAAAUGAUGUAUUCUGAUAUUUAUAACGCCCUACUAGCUAAGGGACUUAAUGUUGUAGACCUUAGGGACUAUUUAACUUUCUUCUGCCUUGGCAAUCGAGAAAUCAAGUUAGCCGGAGAGUACAUUCCUACGGAGGAACCUGAUCCAGAUACUGAUUAUAGUCGAGCUCAAAAGUCCAGGCGCUUCAUGAUUUAUGUUCACGCAAAAAUGAUGAUAGUUGAUGACGAAUACAUUAUCAUUGGAUCGGCCAACAUCAAUCAAAGGUCAAUGGACGGUGCAAGAGACUCCGAGAUUGCAAUGGGAGGCUUCCAACCACAUCAUUUGGCAGACAGCCAGCCGGCCAGGGGUAAGAUAUUUAGUUUCCGAAUGGCCUUAUGGUACGAGCACCUUAACUAUCUACACGAUUCUUUUCUUCAUCCGGAAAGCUUGGAAUGUGUACGGAAAAUUAAUGAAAGUGCUGAUCAAAACUGGAAUCAAUACGCAAGUGACAUGCUUGAGGAAGACCUCCAAGGACAUCUUCUUCGCUAUCCUGUUCAUAUUUCCAAAGAAGGAGAGAUUACGGCCCUGCCAGAUUUCCAAUGCUUUCCUGACACUAAAGCUCAUGUUCUUGGCAAUAAAUCUGACUAUCUUCCUCCAAUUCUCACGACCUGAUUAUAAUGUACGAAUUGUGAAUUAAGUCUUAUCUUAGCACGAGAAACGAUCAACUGCAUAUUUAUAUCCGUUAUAAUUGAAAUUAUUAGUUAAGUGUAACGGUUCCACUCAGUUGGUCGUCUUGUAAGUUCAUUGGCUACGUUUGGCUUUGUACUGUCCAUAUGAGGUCGGGAUCACGCCUAGCCCCACUACUUAA